ACUUCAGUUUUCAGUUCUGCUGAAGCUGUCGAGUAACGAUGUGUUUAUACGAGUGUCUGCAAUUUAUAAUUUUAAUCUAACGUCAAUUUGCGUAGCAAUUUUGAUAAUUAAGCAGAUCUGUUCUUUGUUUAUUAAUUAAGCGAUAUCAAGAUGUUUUCGCAGAGCUCGCAAAAGAAAUUUUGGAUGUUCAGCGAUGAAAAUGAUUUGACCAUUAUGAGGGAGAAAACCAAUGCUGAAUUUAUUGCGAAACAUGGAAGUAACAUGACUCCAGAACAAAGGGAAGAACAUUUUCUGUCGAACACAGAAGAGCGUACAUUACUCCGUUUCUACGAAUUACAAUUAAGAGAUUUCUGUCGUCGAUUUAAUCCACCAAUGCCUCGUGCUACAGUAGCCACUGCCUUACAUUAUUUUAAAAGGUUUUACAUUAUGAACAGUGUGAUGGAUUAUCAUCCAAAAGAAAUCCUGGUCACUUGCGUUUACCUGGCAUGCAAGGUUGAAGAAUUUAAUGUCUCUAUAUCCCAAUUUGUUGCAAAUAUUAAAGGAGAUAGGGAAAAAGCAUCUGAUAUAAUAAUUAAUAAUGAAUUGCUUCUCAUGCAACAUUUGAAUUAUAAUCUUACAGUCCACAAUCCUUUUAGGCCUGUUGAAGGAUUUAUGAUUGAUAUAAAGACAAGGUACACAUCCUUAGAAAAUCCUGAAAAAUUAAGGCCACAUAUAGAUGAAUUCCUAGAGAGAGUUUUCCUCACAGACAGUGUUCUUCUUUAUGCUCCAAGUCAAGUUGCAUUAGCUGCAACUUUGCACGCAGCAUCCAGAGCAUCUGCAAAUCUGGAUAAUUAUGUUACUGAUAUACUGUUUUCAAGAGAGCAAUUAGGAGGAAUUAUUGAGGCCGUGCGAAAAAUACGUUCAAUGGCUAAAUGUGUUGAACCACCGUCGCGAGAAGUAGUGAAAGCUUUGGAGAAAAAACUGGAUAAAUGCAGAAACCAGGAAAAUAAUCCUGAUAGUGAAAUAUACAAGCAGAGAAUGCAGGAAAUGCUAGAUGAAGAGGAUUUACUGGACAAUGAAAAAUAUGCAAAAAUUAUUCAGGAUCAGGCGGCCUAUGACGACAAAAUACUAGGAGUUAACAAAAUAUUAUCUCCCUCUGUUUUAUAAUAUCUGUACAUUUUAUAUAAUAAUUAAUAAU
Messenger RNA from Nylanderia fulva, 1177 nucleotides. It is a transcript of the gene CycH, whose product is annotated as cyclin H. The record is from RefSeq and is a predicted model, not a curated record. Gene Ontology annotation, molecular function: cyclin-dependent protein serine/threonine kinase regulator activity. Gene Ontology annotation, cellular component: transcription factor TFIIK complex. NCBI's taxonomy places the organism in Eukaryota, Metazoa, Arthropoda, Insecta, Hymenoptera, Formicidae. Gene Ontology annotation, biological process: DNA-templated transcription; regulation of transcription by RNA polymerase II.